CCCUCACCACACCACCAAUUCACAAGCACCAUUCACCAUGGACAUGAUGAGCUCCUCCCGCCGAAGGGCUCUGGAGACACGGAGUAUACGUCCGCCGACAUCCACCGUGCGCUCGUGGGCUAAAAGCAGCCCUUUGUCGUUCAAAAGAACAACGAAUGUGUCUUCCUCCAGAGCUGCGUACAGCCCCGCCGUGCUCGCGUCUCCGGACGGCUUCGAGCUGAGCGCGGCGCUCAACGGAGACCCGGUGCGCAAUAACGAGAAGGAGCAGCUCCAGGGGCUCAACGACCGCUUCGCCAGCUACAUCGACAAGGUUCGCUUCCUCGAGGAGCAAAACAAGCAGCUGGAGGCUGAGAUCCAAGCGCUGAAGCAGCAGAAACUGUCGCAGUCCCUGCAGACCGAUGCGUACGACCGCGAGCUCCAAGACCUGCGCUGCGCCCUGGAGCAGCUCCACAAGGAGAAGGCGCAGAUCCUGCUGGACACCGACCACAUGGACGAGGAUAUCCAGCGGAUCCGUGAACGCUACGAAGAUGAGUCCCGCCUCAGAGAGCACAUGGAUGGUGCGAUCCGAGGCAUGAAGAAAGACAAAGACGACUCGGUUCUGAUGAAGAUGGAGCUGGAGAGGAAAGUCCAGGCGCUCGUGGACGAAAUGGACUUCUUGCGGCAGAACCACGAGGAGGAGAUCAGCGAGCUUCUGGCGCAGCUUCAAGCCGCGCAGGUGCCGGUGGUGGAGAUGAGGGACCUCCAGAAGACCGACAUCACCUCUGCGCUCCGGGAGAUCCGCGCGCAGCUGGACGGGCUGUCCUCCAAGAACCUCCAGCAGGCUGAAGAAGUGUUCAAGUGCCGCUAUGCCAUGCUGACGGACGCCGCUGAACAGAACAAGGAUGCUAUAAAGUCCAUAAGGGACGAGAUCGGGGACUACCGCCGUCAGAUCCAAGGAAAGAGCGUCGAACUGGAGGCUCUUCGAGGCACCAAAGAUUCACUGGAGAGGCAGCUGCAUGACAUAGAGGACCGCCACAACACCGACGUCUCCAGUUAUCAGGAAAUGAUUCACCAAUUGGAAAACGAUCUAAAAGGAACAAAAUGGGAAAUGGCUCGUCAUCUCCGGGAAUAUCAGGAUCUGCUCAACGUCAAGAUGGCACUGGAUGCAGAAAUAGCCGCUUACAGGAAACUGCUGGAAGGUGAGGAGACUCGCUUCUGCGCCGCCGUUACAGCAUUUGCCUACAGCCAGCCAAAAACCUCAAAGGUCAAACAUAAAAUAGUGGAGGAGAUCAUCGAGGAGACCAAAGGAGAAAGCGACAUCGAUGAUGAUCUGGCAGAGGUGGCAAAAGAGGUGGCAGAAGAGGCGGAAGAGGAAGAGGAGGAGAUUGUUGCUGCCAGUCAGGCCAAAGUGAGUUCAGCCGCUCCUGAAGGAGAAGAAGAGGAAGAAGAAGGAGAAGGAGAAGAAGGAGGAGAUGAUGAGGAAGAAGCAGAUGAGGGAGAAGCUGCUGCUGAGGAGGAAGAAGAGGAAGAAGAAGAGGAAGGAGAGGGGGAAGAGGAGCCACAAGUGGAAGUGAUCGAAGAGACAGAGCUGUGCGGUGAGAAAUCUCCAACAUCAGAAAAGGAGGGCAGCGAAAAAGAAGAAGAGGAAGAUGAAGGUAAAGGAGAUGAGAAGGAAGAUGGAGAGGACGAGAAAGAGGAAACCAAAUCUGAAGGAGAGGAAGAGAAGAAAGAAGAAUCGGGAGGAGAAGAAACUAAGGCCGAUUCAGAGAAGGACGACAAGAAAAGCGACACAGAGGAAGAGGAAAAGAAAUCACCUGUAAGUGAAGAAAAAGAGAAAGCUGAAAGUCCAGCGGAUGAAAAGAAGCAGGAUAAAAAACAAGACGACGAAGCAGUCGUGGCCAACGGUAAAGAAGAAGCCAGUCCAAAAGAAGAAGUCCAAACCAGAACGGUGGAAACCAUCACCAACGGAGACAAAGAAACCAAAGCAGAACCAGAGAAGGAGGAGAAGAAGCCUGAAGAAAAGCCUCAGGAGAAGAAGAAAGUGGCCAAAAAGGUGGAGAAAGUGGCUCCGCAGGUGAAGAAGGAGAUCAAGGGAAAAGACUGACGCGAGUGACUCUGCCAGGGAAUUAGUUAUAAUCAAUUGUUAGGCAUAAUUCUAUUUGAUGCAAAAUGUGAACAAACCCCAACCCGAGUGGCGUUUGAUGCAGCUAGCCAAUAUAAUUGCAUGCGUGUUGAAUGAUUGACCUGCAUGUGUGGUUUUGGUGGUGACUUAGCCACGCUGAGCCGCUGCGUCUGAAACAGAAACUAUAGCGCAUUUGCAAUAAAGUGCAAGUACAUUAUGCUGCUAAUGAACGAUCUCUGAAGGCGAGAGGUUUUACAGUGAUGCCAGUUCAUCGGCGGUUCUCUUGGCAAUAAUGGUGCUACUUCAAUAUCAUUAUUCGCAGGCACACUUUGAGCAGAAACUUACGAAUUAUAUGAUGUCUUUCUAAUAUACUUCUUGCCUUAAGACAUAAUGCACUGAAUCAAUGAGAAGAGUCGGGUUGUUAACACAAACAGCUGUUAACAGAGAUACUGUGAAAGCUACUGUAAAGGUGCUGCUCUUUGCAAUAUCACCUCAAUCAAUAAAAGCUCAUCAAGUCCUUACAAA
Messenger RNA from Danio aesculapii, 2626 nucleotides. It is a transcript of the gene nefmb, whose product is annotated as neurofilament medium chain b. Gene Ontology annotation, molecular function: structural constituent of cytoskeleton. The transcript is spliced from 3 exons. Gene Ontology annotation, biological process: neurofilament bundle assembly. NCBI's taxonomy places the organism in Eukaryota, Metazoa, Chordata, Actinopteri, Cypriniformes, Danionidae. Gene Ontology annotation, cellular component: postsynaptic intermediate filament cytoskeleton; axon; intermediate filament. The record is from RefSeq and is a predicted model, not a curated record. Bases 38 to 2083 code for a protein of 681 amino acids.